Molecule: messenger RNA, 975 nt
Organism: Plasmodium coatneyi
Lineage: Eukaryota; Apicomplexa; Aconoidasida; Haemosporida; Plasmodiidae
Product: Variable surface protein Vir7-like protein
Exons: 3
Coding region: 1-975 (324 amino acids)
Source: RefSeq, a predicted model, not a curated record
AUGACAGAUCAGGAUUUGCGAAUUUUACCUUCGAAGGCAGCAUAUGCUGCAUUUGACGCAGGAUGGAGUACAUACAGCGCACCCUGCACUUGGCUCGAAAAUACAAAGACUACAUUGAACGAUAAAUUGAAUGGGCACGACAGUGUCAAAGCUUAUGUAGAUCAAAUUGUAAAAGCAUGGUGCAUUGUACUAAAUUCAGGGGGAAUGCGUACCUUAGGGAGUACGUAUUGUUUUCCCUUUUAUUAUUGGUUAGGGGACAUAUUAAUUAACAAAUUUAAAGUGAACGAAUCAUUUUUGAGUAUUAUGAAAACAAUCUACGACGAAUUUAAAAAAAUUCCUGGCGGAGAAAUUUCUGGCUCAGAAAAUGCUUGUGCAAUUAUAUAUGAUGACAGUAAAAUUGACAAGGACACUUUCAAUGAAAUGAAAGCAGUAUAUGAAUAUUCUCAAGACCAUAAUAAAAUAAAACAACAUCUGAAGACAAGAGGCAAUUUCUGUUCUGAACAAUAUAAGAAACACCUAACGAACAUUAAAUCAGCUUACGAAGAACUGAAUAAAAAAUGUCCAGAUAGCCGAAGUAGUAGUAGUAGUGGUGAUAAACACUGUCAGGAAUAUAAUAGAACAUAUAAAAAAUGCAUUCAGAACAGGCUAUCAGAAUUGACAUGCAACAUAAUACCCCAGGAGGAAUCAUCGGAGGGGCCCCAACAUGCAUCAAUCCAAUUACAAACAGGGGAAGUAAAUUCCUCCAGUGGAACCAUCCCUACGACUGCCAUAUCAUCCGUUUUUUCUGUCCUAGGAAUUGGCGUCGUCGCUACCUUUUUAUAUAAGAUUUGGCACUUGAUAAUUCUACCAUAUAUGAUGGACGACAAUCACGAGCACCUCAAAGAAGAAGAAGGAAGAAUGAUUUCCCUGAACAGAAACAAGGAAGAAAUGUGGCUUAUCACCCUACAUAAUGCCUCUACAGAGGAAAAGAAAUAA